Eriocheir sinensis (Chinese mitten crab) is the source of this 7985-nucleotide messenger RNA. RefSeq names its product golgin subfamily A member 4-like. The record is from RefSeq and is a predicted model, not a curated record. The transcript has 15 exons. Bases 250 to 6714 code for a protein of 2154 amino acids. Lineage: Eukaryota; Metazoa; Arthropoda; Malacostraca; Decapoda; Varunidae.
GUUUGUUUACACCUGACACGCAGGUGGGCGGCGCCGGCUGACCUCCCGCGAGGGGUCAUGACGCCUUUGUGUGGCGCCUCUCCUGACGUGAUUCAGUUGCUUUAGCUUACCGGGGCCUGGAGGGGAGAGGCCACAAGUAUAGACGCGCAAUUAGCCACAGGAAGCCAAGAACUCCACAUAAUGCCCAAGGAAAGGUUCUGCAGUGGACAUUGCUUAGAAAGGAGACUCAACUAAACAUGUAGGGGGAAGAUGGAAGGCAGCGAAGAUGAGGAAAAUACAGAUCCAGAUAGAGCAGCCUUUGGUGAUGAGUACAGGGACAGUGAAGGGGAGGCUGACACUCUAGGGAGGAGGACACAUGGACAGUCUUUAGAGAGAAGUGAGAAGUCCAGUUGGUCAAGGAGAAGCAGGGCAGCAGGAUGUGAGGAAGUAGUAGAUGCAUCACUAGAGGACCAAACAGGAACAUCACAAGAGAGUUUACAUUCCAGUGGAAGAAGGUCGAUUACAAGAGAGAAGAGCAUGUCGAAUUACCACACUCUCCACCGCCACAGAGGCUUAGGGAGGUUUGAGGGUAACGGCCAAGACGAUUUUGAGUUUGACCAAAGCUCUGAAGGGGAGAGUCAAAGAAGACGAGACAUGUCAAGUGAAGAGGGAGUGACUGAUGAGGAGAAUGGAGGGGAGACUGUUAUAGAGACAAGCUGUGAUGAGACAAGUUUCAACACCUCCAUCUACUCAUACAAGGAAACCGGCAGCUCCUCAGAAAUUUCCAUUGACCCUGUGGUGUGGAAAAAGUUUAAGUUUCUUUCAUCUAUAUUGAAGGAGACGCAGCACAACCUCCGGGCAAUGGAUGACCUUAUUCUAGAGCACCAUAGACUUCAAGGACAGCCUGCAGCCCUCCCACAGCCUUCCCAAGCCCUCCACCAGGGGCUUGGUGAGGGGGAAGCUAAGACUGACGAGGCCAAAUUAGAGGAGAUUCUCAGCCUCCUUCACCACCUAACACACACCCUCUCAUCCUACGAACAGCAUCCUCUCCUGGCCUCAACUCCUCAUCUUCAAGUGAUCAGCACAUCCUUGCACCCUGACUCAGCACAGCAGCAAGCACAGAGCUCCUUCAGGGGAGAGGGCACUGGGAGGGAAGCCACUGUGGCCCUGUGUCACCCCUCACCCCUAGAGGGCCCAGGACCUGCUGGCCAUACCCUUCAGCCAUGCACUCACCUUCCUUCCUUAGGUCAGCCACUCAGUCCCAGCAAAGAUGCCAAAUUUACUGAAAGCUGUGAGGGAAGGAGUGUCAGCUUUACCACCCCAGCAGCAGGUGGCACUUACAAUGGCUUCACACCGAGCUUCCAGAUUAGCCCCGACUCCGUUGAUGCCAGGCUGCUGCGUGACACCCGCCAGGGGAUGACAGGGGAUGCACACUCACAUGUCUCCUCCCACUACUUGUUGAGCAACAGGAAUGUUGAUAACAUGUCACCAAGGCCUAUGGUGUCUGAGCUUUCCAAAGCCCACAAGAAGGACACUGUGAGCCAGACUGAUCCCUUCCUUCUUGUGCCAAGGCUCAGUGAGGAGCGUCAGCCUCCCCACAAUGGGUUCACCAGCCAAGCUUACCCACCAGAGAGUCUUCACAGCCACCAAGAACCUCUUCACCACCCACUCAUGAAGGAAACCAGGUCACUACGGAAAGAUAUUGACGACAUCGUGGCCAGGAAACAAGCCCUAGACUCACGCUUACAGUCCCUUAUAGCUCACCGAGCCAUGCAGAGGGAACUGGAGACUACAGACUUUGAUGAGACGAGACAGAAACUCACACCACUGACCAAGAGCAAAAGUCUAGAGGACAGUGAGCUGAGGAAAUCAAAAUCAAAACAUCGAAAGUACAAGUCAAGGAGCAAGAGCUAUGAGGAGGAAAGUCAGGUUAGUCAGGUCAGGAGGAGAAAUGGUUCACAGGAAAGCUACCUCAGCAUGAUAAAUGAAAACCAAGAUGAGUUUCCCAGCCUCACCAUGGGGAGUCUGGACAAUGAGGACAAGAUAACAGAGCUACAGACAGAUGAGGCAGAAUUACCUGGCCUGGGGGACAGUGGCCUCAGUAGUGAAAUCAACUCAAUCAAUGCCACAAUUCAGGAGCUGGUGAGGGAGAACCAACAGCUGCACAAGUUUCUUCAAGGGAUGACCUCUGAGUCUUUACUGAAAGUUGACCAGGAAAAGCUGGCUCUUGAGGCACGGCUUCAGUCCCUGGACAAAGAGAACCAGUCACUUAAAAUCUCUUUGGAUGAGGAACAAGAGUUAGCUCACAGCAUGGCAAAGGCCCCCAAGGGUGUUAAGUUUUCAAUCAGUGAAGAGAGUGCUGAACAGGAGAGUGACAGAGAGACAAAGGAAGCCAAAAUGAACAAAGUCAAGGAUAGUAGUGAACCUGAUUCAAUCUCUGAAGCACUCACUUUAUCAACCAAGGCUGAAAAUGAUGCCCAGAAACCUUCAGUGAGUGGCAGUGAGCCUGCGAGCUCUGCCAGGGAGGGAGAGGAGGGAGCAGCUCAAUAUUCACCCCAUGACACUGUGAGUCAUCUUAGAGCAGAAAUUGAGCGCCUGACAAAUCAAAACCAGCAGUUGGUGAAUAUAAUUGAGAAAGAAAGGAAUGUUGGGAGUGGUGAGAGAGAUUCCCCAAGGAUGCUAAAAAGCCAGAGUAUAAAUGAAGAGGUGAGCCUGUGCUCCACGGGCGAAAGUCUGACAGACCAGAGCAAUGUGACAAGGGAAAUGGAGAAGCUGCAGCAAAAGAUAAAAAAGUUAGUGGAGGAGAAGGAGAUUCUGGAGUUCAAGCUAAGCAGGGAGGCUUCAGAGAGGGACUUUGAGAGCACUCGUCUGGAGGCUAGAAUACAGAUCCUCAAUGACAAGAACCAAAUGCUAACACAGAAGCUCCAGGACUGCGGCAACUUGAGUAAAGCCAAAAAGACAGAGAUAAGUUGCCAGACAGAUACCCUGGGCCUAAAAUCUAAUGGAACAGUGCUUGUACAUGAUGUAGAGAAUGGACAAAUUGAAGAGACCAGCAUUGAGAAACAAAGUAAAACCAGCACAUCAGCUGUCAGUCAGAAUAGCAAAGCACAGCAUAAUUAUGGCUCCCCUGAUAAAUUGAUAACCUCUACUACCAGCAAAGCAUCACCCCCUGUCAGUGCUAAAAUUACAGUUUCAUCUGCCUCAGAGAGAAGGGCUGAGGAGAUUCUUGAAAAAGGCAAUGGAAGACAGCACACAGCCACUCUCCCUGAGGACUCACUCUAUUCUCGUCCUCAUCUGAAGGACCUUCCGCUGAGCAUGUUUAGCUCUGAUGAAAACAUAAGCACUGAUGAUGACAAAAUAAGCCUAAUCAGGACUCCUAGAGAAGAUACACAUAAUAGUCAUUCUUUAGAGGCUCCUCCUGUUAGUGUCACAGAAGCCAGCAUUAUUCCUGGUGACAUCCACCAUACCAUUGAUGUGAUGGGGAGGAUGGGAAGUGGGGCAACAGGGCUAGAAAGUGUCAGUCAUAGCAAAGGCUUUCCCAGUGAUGGCAGUAAGCAGGGUUCUCAAAUACAACAACUGGAGGUAUUAGUGUCCCAAAAUAAAGCUAUUGCCACCAGUCUGAGUGAACUGAAGACUUUAUCAAAGAUGUCCGAGAGUAACCGAGAAGCAGCCUUCACCAAAAUUAUGGAGGAAAAUGUCAGAGUGAUGCAGAAUAUAGGAGAGAAGCUUGUCUCUGCUGGACAGCCUCCCUCCUCCACAGAACCUGAUGCCAGAUUCACCAAGCUUUCCCAUGAAAACCAAGAGCUGAAAACAACCUUGCAGCAGCAGCAGAAGAGGAUUGAAACUCUAAUCAACCAAAACAGCUCCCUGGAAAAGAAGCUUCACGUGGUUCAGCGAGAACACAAGGAGGGAAGAAGGAGAGAGGAUGCCAGGAGCACAGCCAGCAGUGACUCUUCUCACCAAGAUGAUGAUACACUGAACACAAUGGAAACUAAAGGGAAGAAAAGCAGGAAACUUUCCAAGGAAGGUCUGAGUGAUGCAUCUGUGGACAGCUUAUCAAGUGAGAAGCAAAGGGAGUCUGUGGAAACAUCAAGAGUGUCAAUCAUUGAGAAGGAACAGCCCAUCAAGUCUUUAAAUACAGGUCAAGCUUCGUCUUCAGUACAUGCGAGAGGAGAAGGCUCAAGGCCAAUUUCUCCAUCACCGGACCAAGCAGACAGUAGCAGGAGUCAGGUAGAGGGUUCUCAGCAGAGUGGCAGCAGUGAAUCCAGCAGGAAGGAGUCGCCUGGCUCAGCACGGGAAAAGAGGAGGAGGAGCAGCACUGUUCUUGACCCUGAAACACAGCAACUCAUUGAUUCUGCUCUCAGGAAGGAUAAGGAGAAAAGGAUGCACCUUUUGGAAGAGGCUGAGAGGGAGAAAGUGGCAUUGCAGGAGCGUAUCAUGACCCUGGUGCAGGAGAAUGACACUCUUGCAGCGAGGCUUCAGGAGGUGGUGAAUGUGUCCAGGAAUUUGAGUGGCCACAUGCACUCUGUCAAAGACCAACUGGAGAAGGUUGAGGCCGAGAAGGAUGACCUGCACAGGAAAGUCAGGUCCUUGGAGGAUGGGCAUGAAGACAGUUCCCUCAGCCUCUCAGACUCCAUCAGCAGCUCACGCCUCACUCAGCGUCUGAAGGAGAGGAUACGCAGCUUGCAGAAUGAGGUGGAGCGAGGGUGGCAGGAAGCCCACCAGCGCACUGUGGAGCGAGACAAGGCCAUGGCGGAAAAGGAGAGUCUGGAGUACACCUCAAGCAUCGCCAUCAACACUGCCAGGAAGGAGGCUGAGAGCUUGAGGGAACAGUUGGCAGCCUUACAGGAGGAUAGGGAGAGGUACUCACUGGAACAAACUAACCUCAAGAAUGAGCUGGAGAGGAAGUCAGUGAUGGCCAAAGCUGCUCAGGAUACCCAAGCAAGCCACCUGGAAAGAUUGGUGGAGGCUGAGAGAAGGAUUGAGAGCAUGCAGAAUGUCCUGAAGAGGCUUGAGGAGCAGCUUGCAAAGGAGGAGCUGGCAAGGAAGAGUGCAGAAGAAGAGCUGGAGAAGGUGAAGGCGAGGAGCAAAAGUAUGUCAUCUCCUUGUGAGUCUGAGAGAGAGAGGACGGCCUUGGGUGGGGAGCAGCAGUGGGCCAGCACCAUAGCUCACCUCAGGAAUCAGCUUCAGCAAGAACACCUUCAGGUCCGUCUGCUGGAGGCGGGGGAGCAGGAGAGCAGUGCACGUGUCCUGACUCUGCAGCGGGACAUUCGUGAUGCUCUAGCAGCAAACCAACAGCUACAGGACAAAUACAACCAGCUGCGUGCCGCCUAUAGGGUCAAGAGAGCUGAGAAAACCAGUCACCGUGAAUUCUCGCAGCACUACACAACUCAAGUGAAGGAGCUUGGUAAGACUACAGCUGCCCUGGAGGAAAGCUUCAAGGUGAUGCUGAGUGCCCUGGGUGAAAGCAUUGAGGUGACAGUGGAGUUGUUUGCCUCACACGUCUUCCUCACUCCUUGCCUGACACACCCUGGGCCUGUCAUCCACCAGGACCCUGAGGCAUGGUUUGGGGCACAGCAGGGACGUCUCAGGUGGUUGCAGAACCAACUCCGAAAGCUGUGUCUUCACAACUGGAAAACAGGAAAUCUUCCUAGGACCUCGAAUCUUGAUGUAUCUCAAUUCGAAGUGUCUUUUAAUGAGAGUCAGAUUUCACCUGCUGCUGGAAGGUCACAAGAAAAGAGAGAGGGAGAACAGAGGGCAGCAGGGAGAGCCUCCAGGACACGACAGCCAGAAGGGAAAGUAGAUCUACUAUCUGAGCUCUCCAUCCUUGAUGAGAACAGAUCCUACACCAGCACACCAGUGAGGAGAUCAAGUGCUUCAGACAUCUCACUCAGCACAGCUUUCUCACCAACCAAAUUUGGUGGUGAGGCAAAGCAUUCAACCCUAAAGCCACUUCCUAAAUUUGAGGAAGUAAAAUCAAGUGGAAUGACUCCAAGAGUGCAACAGGGCUCCUUGUAUUUAAGUGAAGCAGAGCGCAUAUUGACAAGUCAGCAGAGGGAGCUAUCAGAGGUCAAGCACAGGCAGUAUAUAGCCAUUAUUCACAGUCUCCAGCAAGAAAUAGACCAGUCCAUGGCUCCAUCACCCAGUAUUCCCUCCUCCAUAUUCACAACACCAGAGAAAAAGACUGUGAAGUACCCUCAGAACUUGAUGGAGGAGGAGGAUGAUGACAGUCUAAGCUCUGGAAUGUCAUUGGCAGAAGUUUAUCGUUCCCAGGCUGUGUCUCCAACAUCUGGCUCACCUUCAGGAGCAGAGUCUUCCACAUCAACACACAGCUUCUCAGGAAACAGUGUUAAGAAUGUAACUCACACUCCCAAAGAAGAACAAGAUUCCCAAAGCUCACCUGAGAAGAAACUCGGCGCUGAAAGCAUGGUAUCUCCCAAGACCAAAGAUGACUUCCAGGAAUGCCCACAGGAGCUAGAAAAUGGAGUGAACACCAAACAGAGCUCCAGGUCAUCUUCCAGGUGUUCUCUCAUCAAGUCAUCCUUAGAGGAGGGUGUCAUAGGGGGGAAGGGGGAGGAUGUUAAGCAAGUCAGGAGCAGCAGCCUCAAGGAAGAUGAGCAGAGUCAUGGCCUGGAUGUGGACAAGGACAGGGACAGCUGGGAGCAGGAGGAGGUGGAGGAGGACUUUAUCCGGACAUUGGUUCACAUCAUUGCCGUUGUGCUAAGAGCAACUUGAGCCACAGACUGUGGGAUUCGUUGGGGUUAUGGCAGCUCUGAACAUCCCAGGAUUAACUUAGAUGGUAAGCUUUCUUUCAUUUUUUUCUAUCUUUUGGACAUCAUCAUUACCAAUAGUACCAUUUUGUAUUCUGAGGGGUCACUUUCAUCUCAUUACUCAUUGUAAUAAAACACCUAAAUUCAAAAGUUUAAUAUACUGUACUAUAGAUUCCUCAAAGGUUUAAGCACACCAACAUUUAUAAAUUGCACUGUGUACCAAGAAAGGCAAGCGUAUUAAGUGUUUGUAUGACAAUAGGUUGAAUGUUGUUUUGUAUCAACGUUUUUCAUGGGAUGAGUGAAAUCUGUGAGUUGUCCAGAUGUAGAUUUAAGCUCUUUGACUCGUCCAUGACAGUAUUGUGUUCAUAUUAAUGUGGAGGCCAAGUUGUAUCUGCCUUUUGAUGCUGCACAUUUAAUACAUUUCAGAUGCACACUCAGUGUUGUAAGGUAAGGGUAGUAUAUUAAAAUUAUUUUAAUAUUUAUUUUCUGUUGAGGAAUGGAGCUUUUCCCUCUCCAUAAUCAAAAGUAAUUCUGAUUGGCCAUCAUAAUCAAACAUAAAUUAAUAAGUGCCUCCCCCUUUCAACUUUUAAGACUGAUCAAUUUGAUGGGUAAGGUCCUCCUUACCCUGCCAGUAAUAUUACUGGUUAAUUUGAUGAGCUAGUCCUACCCUCUGCCACUCCAGGCAGAUAUAAUUGUAUAAAAAAUUCAUCAAAUAUGGCUUCUAAAUGGAAGGCAGCAGUACUUUAUUAUCUCAGCUAAAAAUAAAACAAAAACUUAGUAGCAUAAUGCAUUUAGAUCUUCAUCAUACAUACAAAAAUUAUUGUUAUCAUUCUGGUGUAAGAAGGGGAGAGAUUCUAAAAGAUAUGGUAAAAAAUCAACAUGACUUGAGAUACAAGAACAAUGGCAAUGCAAAGUGUAUUGUUGACUGUUGAGGAGGUUCUAGGCAGCUUUUUCCCUUGCCUGUGUAAUGUGAUAACUAUAUUUCAUUCCUUUCCUUUUGUACCUGAAGUUUGGUGGGCAAUGCAAGCCGUCCAGAAACUUGUGGCCUGAAUUGGCCCAGUGAUAUACUGUGCAGGUGUUGCAGAGAGAGAGAACUAGCUGUUUUCCUUAUAAUCAAAAUGUCAUUAUUUAUACUACUGGUACUGAGAAUUUGGAAGAGCAAUUUGGAGUGCAUUUUUUUAUGUGAAUGGAAUGGAAUUGUAUACGGAUUCCAUCUUUUAAAUGAUUUUAUGCAGA